AUGGAGAUGAAGGUUAGAAUCAGAUACCUAGUUCUCAUCGCAACUUUAUCAUUACUCAUUUCUAUCUCUUUCCAAGCCCUCACCCCGAUAACUUCUGCAGCUCAGCACACCAUCGAGCCUCGCGCUGAGACUACCAUCCCGCCCGAUAUCAUUGGCUAUACGUCUACUCAAGGGAAGUAUUCUCCAUUCCACUGCCUCACGCCUGGAGAAACAUGGCUUUCCGCUUCAGCCCUUGGUCGUUGCUGCCCUACAACAGGAGACUGUCCAAUUUAUACGGCCUGUGUUAAUGGGAGCGUUAUAAGAAAUGAUCAAUUUAAGACAACAUGCACUGGAACUGGCACGCAAACCGUCUGCGUCACAGGGACAGUUUACGAGUCUGUGGGCGAUCUGAACCCAAUGCUUUCGACUUCUAGUACGACGUCUCCUCAAACGUCGCCUACAUCACCUCCAAGUACGGGCAUCUCUGGAGGGAAGUUAGGUGGUCUGAUUUCUGGAGCUGUUAUUGGUGGUAUUUUAUUAGGAGUUGCAGGGCUUCUGAUCUAUAGGAAGUGGGGGAAGGGGGAAGCUGCAGGGCCGACGACAGGUGGUGGCGGUCUUCCUCAAGAAGCUGGGGGUCAACAGGGGCUGAUACCAGUACCAGCAGGGCCGCAACCAGCACUGCCAGCGCCGCCACACGCGGCAGUCGAAGGAGUACUAAUUCACGGACAAGGCCCGCGCCAUCCGCAACCUGGGGUGGCAGCAGCAGGAACACCAGGGGAACAGCAACCCGAGCAGACGCACGAAUUAGAAAGUUUGCAGCAGCCCUCAGGACCUGAAUACGCCCCAAGUCCGUUGGUGGAUGAGGCGCCCCAGAGGCCGCAGCAUGGAAGGAGGGCGUCCGAACUAGAAGGCUGUAACCCUGCAGCUGAAGUAGAAGACAACGGAGAAGGUCCCAGUAAAAUAACAGGACCCAGUAGUCGAGCUGGACAUGACAACGAAGUGGGAGCUAGCAGCAUGCGUUCUGGAAACGAGGCUGCUGCUAGCAACGGAGAAGGGCCGAGUAGCACUAGAGAGCCAAGGCAGAGAACAGAGUAA
This is a messenger RNA of Lindgomyces ingoldianus, 1074 nucleotides long. RefSeq lists its product as uncharacterized. The record is from RefSeq and is a predicted model, not a curated record. Bases 1 to 1074 code for a protein of 357 amino acids. NCBI's taxonomy places the organism in Eukaryota, Fungi, Ascomycota, Dothideomycetes, Pleosporales, Lindgomycetaceae. The transcript is spliced from 4 exons.